Messenger RNA from Hylaeus volcanicus, 2617 nucleotides. RefSeq names its product paxillin-like (gene Tes). The record is from RefSeq and is a predicted model, not a curated record. The transcript is spliced from 5 exons. Lineage: Eukaryota; Metazoa; Arthropoda; Insecta; Hymenoptera; Colletidae. Gene Ontology annotation, molecular function: zinc ion binding. The coding region runs from base 555 to 2615 and encodes 686 amino acids.
UUUCAUCUGUGAGUGGUCCCCACUUAAGUCGAGUGCGGUAGAAGGGGAAAGUAUAAGGACAGAUUCUGUGAGCCAUAGCGGUGAGUCACGCGUUUGAGAAGUGUCAAGCAGCUAAACGAGUUUGUACUUUUGUACAAAAAAAAAACAAUAUAAUAAUAUCAGAACCAAAAGAAACUAUCUAGAAAUGAACGACACUGAGACAAACGAUCGCCCGAAAUGGUUGUUAGAACUAGAAAAUAGAAAGAGAAAGUUAUUUUGUUUAGCCUCGAUUGGCACAUGAAGCUGGAGCAGGAGCACCUUGUGUUAUUUGUAAAGCAACAUGCCCAGGCUUAGACCUGCACUUUUGGAGAAAGACUUGUAAAAAUUGUAAAUGCAGUAAGGAUGAUCAUGAUGUUAACGAUGAAGAUUUUCCACAAUUUGAUUUAUUAUUUGGAUCCUCCAGAAAAUAUAAGAAAAAGCCCACAUUGUUACACAUACACAAUGAAAAAGAAUAUGCAGAAGAAGCAUUUGAGUGGAUACCACCAGACACAACAAAAGAACUUGCUAUAGAUUAUAUGAAAGCCUUUCCCAUUGAAAAAUUGCCCAUUAAAGGAUCGACUGGUGCAGCUCUGAGAAGACAGUUAUUACAAAAGCAGUUGCCACUUCAUGAUAUAGAUCACAAAGUUUGUGAUAAAUUGAGCGAGCAGGAAAAGAAAGAGUUUGAGAAAUAUUUAGAUAGCAUAAAAAAAUAUGUAGGUCAAGGAACAGUGACAAAGAUACUUGGUGCUCGCCCAUUUGAACGAUCAUUAAUGACACCCGCUAAUGCAACAGACAUGCAACGCUUCAGUCCACAACAUAAAGCUACUGUACAAUCGAGUAUGGUUCAAUUACGUACACCAAGUAGUUUUACUCUAAAAAAUUCAUAUAAAAAAGACUUUCACGAGAUGUUCAACAAACACGAUACAUCUGCUAAUUUAGAAGCAUUAACUGAUAUUAAUAAUACUGACAAAAUAGCAGUUCUCGAAAAGUAUAACAUAAACAGUAACAAUAGUGCGAUUGCAAAAUCGGAACCAGUUAAGACUGGGCUUUAUAAUAAGGGUAUUAAUUCGAUUAAUUAUUCAAGAGCCGAUGACAAUCGUCAAGAUUUUAUAAACAAAGACAUUCCAAGUACUGAGCAUUUAAAGUUUUCGAAUUCCUUAUCAAUUGCAAAUGUUGAUUCGGAAGUUACACUGUUUCCAAAUCCUUCGGAAUAUUGCAAAGAAGCAUAUAGAGAUGCAUUGAAAAAUCCAUCCUCUCCUCUUCUACACUCAAAACCAGUUAACAAUGAUACCUCUAUCGCGGAAAGUAUAUUAGCAGAUGCAUUUCUUCCUCCUAGCACAGUACACGCAAAUGACAUAAUUGGUAGUACAUUGGAUUCGAAGGGUCUAAUGUUCAUACGAGAAAAACUUACAAAUAAAUAUAGCAACCAAGAAAAUCAGUUAUCACAUAAUGUUCCCAGUUUUGCCAAAAAUUUAGAUUCUGAUGAUUUAUUGUUAAAAAAUAAUAACAGUGGAUUGCAAAAUGUAAGCAUUGAUAAAGGAACUGACAAAACAACUAUUACUGCUACUAUGAAGAAUCCUUCUGGAAUAUCGACUCUAUCAGAAGAUAGAAUUAAAAAAAUAGAAAGGAAUACUGUCGAACCUAAGUUAAUAAAGGCAGAGAAAGAAGUAAUAAAGCCUAAUUCACAAGUAGUUCAAUCAAUUCCUCUUGAUUCCACGUUAAUUGUUACUACAAAUGAGAAAGACAAAGUACAACAGAAUACAUCGUUAACCCCUUCAAAAUUAAACGGAAGAUCAUGUUUAUUACCACAAACGAGUCUAGAAGUUUCUAAUGCUGGUAAUCAUCAAGAAAAACUAAGUAAUCUUACGGCACCUUCCACUAUUAUUUAUUCUGAAAAAUUGCAAAAUCAAAUAUUCCCUUACGAAAUUGUUGGUGGAGCGAGCCAUGUACAAAAUUUACCGCAUAUAGAACAAUUAAACGGUGGCAUGGAAGAACUAACAAUGGAUGCUAUUAAACCACAAAAGUGCCAUAAAUGCGAAGAAGUAAUACGCGUUGGUGAUGUUGCCGUAAUUACAGAAAAAGCUAAACAUGCAAUGUGGCAUCCUGGUUGCUUUGUUUGCAGUAUAUGCAACGAAUUAUUAGCAGAUUUAGUAUACUUUUAUUAUAAAAACAAAUUAUAUUGUGGCCGAGAUUUAUCAACAUUCCUAGGAAUUCCUAGAUGUUUUGCCUGUGACGAGCUUAUUUUUGUUAGAGAGUAUACUGUCGCAGAAGGGCAUAACUAUCACAUAAAACACUUUUGUUGUUGGGAUUGCGACAUUCCUCUAGCUGGAAAAAAAUAUAUUACAGAGAAUGAUCGCCCCUUAUGUCUUCCGUGUUAUCAAAAAUCGUAUGCAAAAACGUGUAACGCGUGCGAAAAAGUAAUCGCUGCCGAUCAACAAGGUGUUCCAGUAAAAGAUUUACAUUUUCACGCAACAGAAUCUUGUUUUUGUUGUUUUAUUUGUAAGAGAAAUUUAUUAAACGGCAGAAUAGCAGUUAAGGAGAAAAAGAUAUUCUGCAGUAAAGAAUGCAUUUCAAAAUUCCAACAUAUGCAAAUUUAAUA